AUAGGCAGACAAUCGAUGGCUAUGCAGCUCUGGCGGCUCAACAUAAAAAAUUACCACGUGAAGUGAAAUUGUGCGAAUUUCAUCACGGUGUUUAAAUAGUUUUCCGGCCAUAUAAACCAAAUCCAGAGGCUCUAAAGAUUCGGGCUCAGUCAGGCCAGUAAAUCCGAUAAGAGAGUAACCACUAAAAGAAGAGCAACCCGGAAUAUACAGAGAAAAUGGCGCUGCGCGUGCAAUUCGAGAACAACGACGACAUCGGCGUCUUCACCAAGCUGACCAACACAUACUGCCUGGUGGCUAUUGGCGGAUCCGAGACCUUCUACAGCGCCUUCGAGGCGGAGCUUGCGGAGACGAUCCCAGUGGUGCACGCCAAUGUGGGCGGCUGCCGGAUUAUUGGACGCCUCACUGUGGGCAACAGAAACGGCCUGCUGGUGCCCAACUCCACCACCGAUGAGGAGCUGCAGCACCUGCGCAACAGUCUGCCGGAUGCCGUGAAAAUCCAGCGCGUGGAGGAGCGCCUGUCCGCCCUUGGCAACGUCAUUGCCUGCAACGAUUAUGUGGCCUUGGUUCACCCGGAUCUGGAUAAGGAGACCGAGGAGAUCAUCGGGGAUGUACUGAAAGUAGAGGUCUUCCGGCAGACAAUCGCCGACAACACACUUGUGGGCUCAUACACCGUGCUGAGCAACCAGGGUGGCAUGGUGCACCCCAAGACGAGCAUACAGGACCAGGACGAGCUGUCGUCCUUGCUGCAGGUUCCCCUUGUGGCGGGAACAGUAAACCGGGGCAGCGAGGUACUCGCCGCCGGCAUGGUGGUCAACGACUGGCUGUCCUUCGUGGGCAUGAACACCACGGCCACAGAGAUUUCGGUGAUCGAGAGCGUCUUCAAGCUGAACCAGGCACAGCCAGCCACGGUUACGACCAAGCUGCGAGCGGCCCUUAUCGAGGACAUGUCCUAAGCGACACCAUUUACCACCUUUUAUACUUGGUCUAAGGAUUAUCUGUUAUCUACACAAUGUCAUAUAAGAGCGAAAUACAAAACAAAAUAUAAAAAAGA
Messenger RNA from Drosophila rhopaloa, 1051 nucleotides. RefSeq names its product eukaryotic translation initiation factor 6 (gene eIF6). Gene Ontology annotation, cellular component: nucleolus; cytosol; preribosome, large subunit precursor. Gene Ontology annotation, molecular function: ribosomal large subunit binding. Lineage: Eukaryota; Metazoa; Arthropoda; Insecta; Diptera; Drosophilidae. The transcript has a single exon. Gene Ontology annotation, biological process: cytosolic ribosome assembly; maturation of LSU-rRNA; assembly of large subunit precursor of preribosome. Bases 216 to 953 code for a protein of 245 amino acids. The record is from RefSeq and is a predicted model, not a curated record.